AUGAGCUCUGAUGACGGCUACUUUGACGACGAGCUCGACUCAGCUUUUCUCAAUGAGGUCGAUGCAAUAGAGGCCGCUCAUGCGUCUGUCCCGAACCCAACCAAACCCGCAGCGCACUCGAGGUCCUCACGGAGAUCACCAUCUCCGACACACUCUGUGAUUGAGAUUGAGGACUCAGACCCGUUUGACGCCUUUGACUACGACAUAGCCGUCCUUCAAGACAUCCAGGAAGGUCGGGCACGGCAGCACCAUGGGCAACCAAUGGCAGGGCCAAGUAGAGCGGACAUGCAACGGACAUCUUCCAAGGGCACCGUCCAGACGACCUUGUUUGGCGGGGUGGUACAGGAAGUCACAUCUUCCAAACCCAAAUCUUCGACGAGGGCCCCGAUGCAACGCACUCACAGCGCUCAGGCUACUCUCGCCGAGAGGAAGACCAGGCGAUGGGACCAUACCGCCUUCGCCAAGUCGGGUUGGCGACAGUCUGCGGAAGAGAAAGCUAGGAAGAAAGGCAAGGGGAAAGCAUCUUUCGACGGCAUGGAGGAGGAGGAGGAGCCCGUAGAAUUCGAACAAUUCCCAGCACCCUUUGUGCCCGUUGGACACUGGAUAUACCCCCUUAAUAAUCCGAAGCGCGACUACCAGUUCAACAUCGCAAAGCAUUGUUUCUUCGAGAACACGCUUGUGGCAUUGCCAACCGGACUAGGGAAGACGUUCAUCGCUGGCGUUGUCAUGUUGAACUUCUUUCAUUGGUUCCCAGAUGGCAAAGUCGUCUUUCUUGCGCCGACGAAACCCCUGGUCGCUCAGCAAAUAGACGCUAGCCACAGGGUAUGCGGCAUACCAGGUAGUCAUGCUGCCGAGCUCACGGGCGAGACGUCUCGAGCGAAGCGACUAUAUGCUUAUGCGGAAAAGCGAGUGUUCUACAUGACGCCACAAACGCUGCUGAGCGAUCUGAUCUCCAAGACUUGCAACCCGUCAGAUAUAAUCCUGAUUGUAAUCGACGAGGCUCAUAAAGGUUCGGGCGACUACGCCUACGCUCAAGUCAUACGGUUCAUGAUGGCGAAGAACCCGCACUUCCGUGUCCUUGCACUGACGGCCACGCCAGGCAGCAAACCCGAGGCCGCGCAGGCUAUCGUGAAUUGCUUGCAUAUCAGCCACAUCGAGAUUCGAGACGAAGAGAGCAUCGACAUUCGUAACUACAUCCACAAGAAGGAAAUUGCCAAGCACCUCAUCCCGAUGAGUGAGGAUAUCCUCAAGCUGCGCGAUCUCCUCAUCAAGAUUAUGCAGCCAUUAAUCAAGAUGAUUCAGAGUAACGGCGCGAUGCAUGGCUCCCCCGAUCCAGUCAUGCUGCACUCCUUCAGAAGUCAGACUGCUCUAGGCGAGCUUCGUGCACGAAAAGCCCCCGGCUGGACCUUAGCUGCUGCCAGCAAAUUGCAGCCGCUAGCGCGGGCGAUGGGCUAUCUGUACGAAGCUAGCACGAACAUGUGCUACGGCGCCUUGAACAGUUUGCUGUCCGGGGUAGACAAUGAAACGGGCAAGAAGCCAGCAAGCAAGAACUCCCAACAAGGCUUGCAGAAAGACCCCAACUUCCAGGCUCUCAUUAAGGAGAUCGAGGACCAGAAGAACCGCGGCUUCUCCUUACACCCCAAGAUGGAGAAGCUACGUACACUGCUCGUGCAACAUUUCGCGAACCACAUGUUCGACCGGGAAGACGUCGAGGAUGGCGACCGAGGCGCAAGCGGCGCGGAAGAGUCCCGCGUUAUGGUUUUCGCCUCCUACAGAGAAUGUGUAGACGAACUUGUGGAGAUGCUCAACAAGGAGUCUCCUCUGAUCCGGGCGACACGCUUCAUUGGUCAAGCGACUGACAAGCAGGGUCAUCAAGCGGUUCAAAGGGGGGAAUUCAACGUCCUCGUAUCGACGUCUAUCGGAGAAGAAGGUCUCGACAUUGGCGAAGUCGACAUGAUUGUUUGUUAUGAUGCCCAGAAGACCCCGAUUCGCAUGUUGCAACGCGCCGGUCGGACUGGCCGUAAGCGCGCUGGCGUCGUGCACGUCUUACUUGCCGAAGGCCGUGAAGAUAGAAAUUGGGAAAAGGCGAAGGAGAAAUACAAGGACGUCCAAGAUUACAUUGUCAAGGCCGACGAGCUCGAGCUCUAUGCCGACGUUGAGCGACUUUUGCCUGACCACGUCAAGCCCGAAUGUGUGGAGAGGGUCAUGGAGAUCGAGGAGUAUGUACGCGAGGAGAAGGUCCCUAGGAAAGGCUCCCGCGCAGAUGCAAAUGGCUCUCCGAAGGGCAAGAAGCGCAAGCGGGAUGACGAUCCUCUGCGUAGUAUUCCUGCCGGGGCCAGCAGUAGCUUCGUGAACGUGAAGGAUCUGCUCGUGAAGGGUGCCAAGGGUAGGAGGAAGCGUAAUGUCGAUGUUGACCCAGAGAAAUACACGGGAGAAGAUGACGAUGACGAUCUGGAGAUCGAAGCAGGUAUUUUCGGUGCUCGCAGGGCGGCCUCGACCUCUGCGAUAUCCCGAGGGGGGAAGACAAAGAGGCCACGUCGAGCGAAGACCGUUGCCUCGACGGAAAGCGCGGAGAGGCCGAAGAAGAAGACAAAGAAGGCCGUUGCUCGUUUAGAACUCACAGAAAGCCAGAUGGCAAGAAUGGCCGCCGACGACUCUGAUGACGCCGAAAUUGAGCGCGGACUUGCUUCUCCUACCCUCGCAGUACUGACACCGACUCUUGCGACACACCCGAGUAGCCAUUCUGCAUCACUCUGGGAUCGGGACGUGUCGCCCAUGACAUCUGCGGAACGCAGUAUCAUUGACCUCACAACUCCUGAUCAGCCGAGUCGUACGAUGUCGUCAGCGGUUUCUCUGCCCUCAUCGCCUGACCGUCCGUUGUUCGAGAAGGGACGCAGCGAUGAACGACGAUACGGAACCGCCAUUACAUCGCCCGGUCCUUCCCCCACAUCAUCUCCCGAUCAACCGCUCAAGUCGAGGAGUACCAGCACGUCUAGCAGGACGCAGCAGACGCACCGAUCUGCUAGCCCCUUCUCUCUAUCCGCCACGCAUUCAUCCCGAUCUUCUGCCCCAGACGACGUUCAGAAGGAUGGCGACAUGGCUUGGUUAAUUGACGAUGACGAGGACCCGGAUCUACAAGUCGUCAAGUCGUCUCUCGCUCUCCAUGGCAGCUCAUCCCCCGUGAUCCUAUCCGACGAUGACGAGGACAUAUUCAGGGAUGAGUGUGAUUCUCCGCUGUCUGCAGUCAAAGACGCUGGACGGGCACCCGCUAGAUCGCUCAAUGGAUUCGCUUCCAGUCGGAAUGCGCUCAUGCUUCCUCCUGCCUUACCUACCCGGCUAGCGCGAUCGCAUGACGCUGAAUCGAUGCCUGAGCCCACCUUCGCUGUUCGCGCUCCUAGCAAACAGACCAAGAAGCGCGUCGUCGUGGAUGUCAGCGAUUCGUCGCCUCUUGUGAUGCCUCCUCCGUCUCAGCGACGCCUACAUCGGCAACACGACUCGCCUUCUCCGCCGUCGCCGGUGCCUCGCAGAACGAAGAAGCGAAAGUUCAAAGACAUGGCUGAAGCGCAGAAAGCUAAUCCAUGGAUGGACGUGGAGGCUUCCCACUCGGGUGAUGAGCGGAGCAUAGGAUCGUCUGACGCGGAGAAUGAGGACGGUUAUGAGCCAUCCUUCGUGCACGAUGUCCCUGAGACACAAGCCUCCCCAUCGUACGAUCAAUCCGCGGUAUACAGGCGAAGUCUCCUUACACAAGCUCCAGGAGGCAGCAGGGCUGGGCCAGUCUUCGCGGGUCGACCUACGGCGCGUGGUUGGGGCGUGCAUGGAGGGAGAGGCAUGUCGAGAGUCGUGCCUAGCUCUCCUCGAUACGACGACGAAGACGACGAGUACGAAUUCGGCAGCUUCGUCGUCCGUGACGACGAAGAAACUUCAUUUGCAGCUCAUUCAUCAAGUGAACUAUGA
Fomitopsis serialis is the source of this 3954-nucleotide messenger RNA. RefSeq lists its product as uncharacterized. The transcript has 9 exons. Gene Ontology annotation, biological process: interstrand cross-link repair; double-strand break repair via synthesis-dependent strand annealing; replication fork reversal. The record is from RefSeq and is a predicted model, not a curated record. Bases 1 to 3954 code for a protein of 1317 amino acids. Gene Ontology annotation, molecular function: 3'-5' DNA helicase activity; four-way junction helicase activity; four-way junction DNA binding. Lineage: Eukaryota; Fungi; Basidiomycota; Agaricomycetes; Polyporales; Fomitopsidaceae.